GUUAUGAACAAAAGUGAGGUUAUGUCGGAUUGUGCGGACUCGAAAUCGUUAAAAAAGUGGGACGCGGCGGCGUGUGUGUGAAAUAAUACAGUUGUCUGAUUGGAAAAUCGAAUCGAGGGAUUGUGCCGGCCGCCCCGCCGGAAAGCGCGAUUGAUCCCCCAGCCCCCAUAGCGAAAGUGAGGUUAGGUCAGCUGUCAAACCCGCGAUUACCGGAUUCCCGGUAUCGGCGUAAUUGUUCCACGAAACGGCUGCACCACGUCGAUCCCCGUGCAUUAUUUAGCGCUUUAUCGACCGGCAGCCCCCAGCACCCCAACCCAAAUAUUUACUUGGCAGACGCUCAAUGUUUAUGUUUUUACACAGUUCGGGGAAUCAAGUCAGUCGGACAAGUGCAUCUGCAGUGGUACGGUGUGCCGUGAGUGCGCAUGAGUGUUUUUGCUCGAGAUGAAUCCGAAGAGUAGUUCGAAGAGCCCCAGCAGGAGCGGCAAGCUGGGUUCGGACUUCGCCUCGCAGAGGGCGGUGGUGCCGCCGGUUUUGCGCGAGGUCGGGAAGUUGGCGGCGGGGGUGGCCUCGGUCAGCACGAAUUCUGGAGGAUCAGCAACAGGCAAUCUACGCAACAAAUAUGCCCUCGCGCCCGGCCAUUCUCUCAUGGACUGGAUCCGGUUGGGUUCUUCCGGGAAGGACCUCACCGGAGUGGGACCACAGGCGGGCCAUCUAUCGGUGACACCGACCGAGCUCGCCUUGCAUAACAAAGAGACCGACGCCUGGUUAUGCAUCAGAGGACGGGUUUAUAACGUGACAGCAUACCUGCCAUUCCAUCCAGGAGGACCCGAGCAGCUCAUGAGGGGCGCGGGGAGGGACGCCACGGCACUCUUUGAAGAGGUGCACCCUUGGGUCAACUUCGACCAAAUCCUCAGCAAGUGCUACGUCGGCAGACUCAAGACCCACGUGGAGUUCGAGCCCGAGGAGGUGUUCAAGUCGCAGAAGGCCCCCAGGGAGCCGCCGCCCCCCGACGCCCUCAACGUGGCUCCGAAGGCGCCCAACGAAGAGACUGUGAAAAAUGCCACAACCAAGGAACCAAUUUUGUUACCGAAAUUCGAUUGGAUCCAGAAACUGGACUAUAUCACUAUUAUUUUUUAUACGGGGAAUUUUUCUAAUCCGCUGAUAGAGGCUAAUCGAGUCGACGAAAGGACCUUUCAUAUUUCCCUAAGUUACAAAAACACCGUCUUUGAGAACGAGAUUUUGUUCAGCGACAAGGUGAAUUGGCCGUGUCAGUUCAGAGUGGGCUACGAGACGGGGAAGGUGGAGAUGGUCUACAAGAAGUGCCAGGGAAGUAUUUGGGAGAAUUUCGGGGUGCUGAAGCAGACGUCGAAGAGCAGGACGAACUCGCUGGUGGAGGCUAGGUUGAAGUGCAGAGUAGUUAACAAGGUUAAGGUUAAUCAUAAUACGGUCCUGGUCGAGAUGGAGAGAAUGGAUGGGAACAAGAGCAUCGUCCCGCUCGGAAAGCACGUCAAAGUUUUUGCGUCAAUCAAAGGUCAAGAACUCGUGCGCAGCUACACCCCAGUCCCCAACAGCCUCUUCACCACUUUCCGCAACCAGCCAUACACCACCGACACCGUCUGCCUCAUGGUGAAACGCUACCCCGACGGCAACGUCAGCAACGUCCUCGGCGACUCCCUCACCGGCGACACCAUCAUAAUCUCCAAACCCCUAGGCAGCUUCAACCUCCACAGCAUCGAGAAACGCGAAACCUUCAUAAUUCUAGCAGCCGGAACCGGCAUCACCCCCAUGUUCUCCGUCAUCCUCUUCCUCCUGGAGCGGCGAAUACGAAAAUGCCAGCACCUGCGCCUGCUCUUCUUCAACAAAACCCCCGACGACAUCCUCUUCCGCUCGCAGUUCGACGAGCUGCAGACGCAGGACCCCCGGUUCAAAAUCUUCAACAUUCUGUCGCAGCCGGACGGCUCCUGGGCGGGGCUUAAGGGGCACAUCAGCCGGUCCUUCCUCGAGGAAACCAUUGCCGACCACUUGAGAGACACCACGUACGUGAAGAGCGACAUCUACUUCAUGGUUUGCGGCCCCACGAUCUUCACCACGCUAACGCAUCAGCUGUUCAAAGAUUUAGAGUUCAAAGACGAUCAAGUUCACGUUUUCUUAGGAUAGCAGGACGUCGAUGGUUUUGUGUUCAGCAUUGUUAACGAGCAAUAAGAGAUGUACAGUGUUCUAGAGCACGCGCUAUGACUUUGAACACAGCCUGGGUAGCCAUUUUUCUGUGUUUAUACAUUGUGAUAGAGCGCUUUAUGUGAAUUGUACAUAUUUAUAAAUAAAGAAGGAGAUAUUUUUUA
Messenger RNA from Zophobas morio, 2339 nucleotides. Its product is annotated as cytochrome b5 reductase 4. Lineage: Eukaryota; Metazoa; Arthropoda; Insecta; Coleoptera; Tenebrionidae. The transcript has 7 exons. The record is from RefSeq and is a predicted model, not a curated record. Gene Ontology annotation, molecular function: heme binding; cytochrome-b5 reductase activity, acting on NAD(P)H. Bases 442 to 2157 code for a protein of 571 amino acids. Gene Ontology annotation, cellular component: endoplasmic reticulum. Gene Ontology annotation, biological process: superoxide metabolic process; generation of precursor metabolites and energy.